Molecule: messenger RNA, 5052 nt
Organism: Psammomys obesus (fat sand rat)
Lineage: Eukaryota; Metazoa; Chordata; Mammalia; Rodentia; Muridae
Product: diacylglycerol kinase alpha-like
Exons: 9
Coding region: 2495-3595 (366 amino acids)
Molecular function (GO): calcium ion binding
Source: RefSeq, a predicted model, not a curated record
AAAUAUACUUUUUCCUAAUAUCCAAAUGUGUUUCCUUUUCUCACUUUUUUGGGGGGAGCUAAGCUGACCUUGAAUUUACUCUGUAGCCUAGGCAGGCCUUAAGCUUUCCAUUCCCCUGCCUCCGUCUCCUGAGUGCUGGAAUUGCCUAUACCACCAUGCCUCGCCAGACAUAAAACUAUUCUCUGUGUAUUACCAUCUAUAGUACUGGCUGAUGUUUAUUGAAUUCUUAUUCUGCGUCACACAGUUUGCUAUGUAUAAUUGCUUUAUAUAAAUUUACUUCAAAUCCGCUCUGUGAUUAGUAGGUACCUAAUUAUUGAUACAACUAGGCUAAGGUGUAUAGCUCAAUAGCAGAAGGCUGACCCAACAUGCGUGGGAUCUUAAAGCCCUGGGUUUGAUUUCCAACUUUAAAAAACGUAACAUGGUUCAGUGAGUGAAAUGACUCAUCCAAGACCUAGGAUUCUAACUUGCACCUAAUUCAAAAGUCCAUUCUUGAGCAGGGUGUGGUGGCAAUCCCAGCGUUUAAGAGGCUGUGACAAAGAGCUACAUAUUGAGACCCUGGCUCAGAAAAACAGUAAAAGGAAAAAUGUUCUCGGUUUUCAUUAUAUAGUGCCUCUCCAGGUGUGAGACCUGGGGAGCCACCAAAGGGGUCGGGAAAAGUUGAGUCACUGUGAGCAGUAGUGGGGAGAAGUGUCUUGACCUCUUUCCCUUUCAUUGUCCCUCGUUUGUUCUCCCUAUCAUUUUCUCCCUCUGAUUCCAUUUCCCAAAGCUUUCAGGAAUCAGAGAUGCUCCUUAAGCUGUUCAAGCCUUACCGAUAAUGAGACUGUUCUAUAUUCAUCACUCUGUUGGAAGAGAGGAUGGAUGGGUUAAAGUCAUUGAUGAAGGCCAGGAAGGCAAGGUCCUUUCCUCAGGUGUCACUGUCCUAGAAGACCCAUUUCAAGGGUUCUCAGAGAACCCUUGGAACACAGAUGUUGUUCUGCAUAGUGUAGGACAGCAGAUAUGUCAUGGGCAAAGGUUUCAGGGGAGAGCUGCUGCCCUCAGAAAGGAAAGGGCUGGCCUUUCUUGUAGCCCCAACUGCUUUUCUGUUCCCUGACCAACGAGCCCUAAGUCAGUGGGAUAGAGAUCAGUGUUUUGUUUUGGAGUCAAGGUCUCAUGUAGCCCAUCUGGCCUUGGACUCCUAAUCUUUCUGUCUCCAUCCACUUCCUAAAUACUGGGACUAUCAGGCAUGCAUCAGAGUGCCUGGUUUAUAUGGUAUUGGGAUUGAAUUUGUGUGUGCUAAGCAGAUAUUCUACCAACUGAGCUACACCUCCAACAAGGACCGAGUGUUCGAUGGAAUACUUCAAUUUAGCAUCAGUCACAAAUAUAACAGCUAUUUAUUUAGAACCUACUAUGCACCCUCGAAAUUAUCUUAUACUUUUCUGACUGCCAAGUGGAUGCUCUGUGGCAUCCUGUUUAUCCAAAAUUGGAUUAGUAGUACCCCCCCAAAUGACUAUCCAGGCUUACAGAAACAUUUGUACAAAUGAUAUUGAGGAUUCAGUCCAUGCUGAGUCCUGUUUUAGGUACUAAGAAUAGAGUAGGAAAGAAGACUGACAAGGUAGGGCCUGCCUUUGUGGAACCAACAUUUUGGUAGAAUAUGAACAUUAAAGAAGGGAUGAUGUGGAGGAAGAGUCACACUGAGAUAGAACAGGAAAACUAAAGACACAGAGGCAGCAGGUUUACCUGAGUUUCAGGCCAGCUUGGGCUAAUGAGACCCUGCCUCAAAAAAAAAAAAAAAAAAAGAAACUGGCUGGAACAUCAAGAAAGUUCUCCAGGAGAAAAUGGUAUUCUAGGUGAGACAGAAGCUGGAUCUGCCAGGGAGAGGGGACCUGUCCUAAUCACGCAGAACAGCAAAUACCAUGCUGAUAGACAAAACCUCGCCGUGGUUGAGAACAAGAUGGCCAUGGGGCUGGAGAGCAGUGUGCACCGGGAAGCAGGACUGAGGAAGCGUCUCAACUGUGUUUUGGGGCUAGAGCCUCACACCUCUGCUUAUCAGUUGCUGUCUCAGCCCUCUACUUCCUUGAGCUUCAGUUAUAUCUUCCUUCUCCUCUCUUCCUCUUCCUUUUUAUCUUCUCUUUUAUAUGUGUUUAUUUUGUGUGUCAGAGAGCAACCUUGUGGAGUGUGACUCCACAGUGGUUUUCUUUCUUUUUUGUUGUUGUUUUUUGAGAAAGGGUCUCUUUAUGGAACAGCCUUGGCGAUCCUGAAACUGUCUUUGUUAAGCAGGCUGCCUUGAACUCACAGAGAUCUGUCUGCCUCUGCCUCCUGCAUGCUGAGAUUAAAGACAUGUCACCAGGUUCACUCUGUCCUUUACAUGGUUCUGGCCAUGCAACACAGUUGCCAGGAUUGUGCAGCAAGCUCCUUUACCUACUGAACCUUCUCACCAGAACCUCUUGGGUUUGUUUUGUUUGUUUUCUUUUCUUUUUUUAAGACAGGAUCUCAUUAUGUAGCUCUGGCUAAUGGUAUGUAUCCUCGAACUCUGAGAUCCAUCUGCCUCUGCCUUUUGAGUCCUAGGAUUAAAGGCAUGCACCGCAGUCACCUGGCUUAUUUGAGUCUUUCUUCCUUCCUUCUUUCUCUCCUUCCUUCCUUCCUUCCUUUCUUUUUUCUUUUUUCUUUUUUUUUGAGACAGGUUUCUCUGUGUAUCUUUUUGGCUGUCCUGGACUCACUUUGCAGACCAGGCUGGCCUCGAGCUCACAGAGAUCCACCUGCCUCUGUCUCCCCGACUGCUGGGAUUGCAGGCAUGUGUCACCACACCUGGCUAUUUGAGACUUACCGUCUGAAAAAGAAACCCAAGAAGCUGUUCUACCGGGCUCUCUUUGUGAUCAUCCUUAACAGGAGAAGAAGGAUGGCCAAAGAAAAGGGCCUAAUCAGCCCAGAAAACUUUGCUCAGCUGCAAAAGUACAUGGAGUACUCCUCCAGAAAGGUCAGUGAUGUCCUGAAGCACUUUGAUGAGGGUGGUCAGAUGAACAGAUAUUGCGAAGGAGAUGCCAUUGGUUACCUGGGAUUUGAGCAGUUCCUGAAGCUCUAUCUGGAAGUGGAAGAAGUUCCCCAUCGCCUAUGCUGGGCUCUGUUUCGUUCCUUUGUCACUAGUCAGAGCUCCGAGGACACUGAGCUAAAAGCCAAUGUGAUCUGUCUCAGUGAUGUCUCCUGCUACUUUUCCCUCCUGGAGGGUGGCCGGCCAGAAGACAAGCUAGAAUUCACCUUCAACCUGUACGACAUGGACAGAAAUGGGAUCCUGGACAGCUCAGAAGUAGAAAAAAUUAUCCUUCAGAUGAUGCGUGUGGCCGAAUACCUAGACUGGGAUGUGUCUGAGCUGAGACCGAUUCUUCAGGAGAUGAUGAGCGAGGUUGACUAUGACGGCAGUGGUUCUGUCUCUCUAGCCGAGUGGGUCCGGGCUGGGGCUACCACGGUGCCACUGCUCGUGCUUCUGGGGAUGGAUAUGACCAUGAAGGAUGAUGGGCAGCAUAUAUGGAGACCCAGGAGAUUCCCCAAACCAGUCUACUGCAACCUAUGCGAGCUGAGCAUCGGCCUCGGCAAACAGUGCCUGAGCUGUAACCGUGAGUGACGAUACCUGAGCGUGGAGGGGGUGCAGGGAAGCCCGGCGACUGGUUGGGACGUGAUGCUGUGAACUCAGGAAACACAUAUGAUUCUGGGAAAGCAAUAUAACUUUCUAUCUUUAAUUAUUAUUAUUUGUAUGCUGUGCUCGGAUUAAAACCCAAACAUGUAUCUUUUCUUAAAAAUAAUCUUUAUUGCUAAAAAAAAAAAAAAACUUGCAGGCAGAUGGUGUGUGGUAGCGCAGUCUCUGUGAGUUCAAGGCCAGCCUGGUCUACACAGUGAGUCCAGGCAAGUCAGCGCUACACAGAAAAAAGUUUUCUCAAAUAACAUCCUCCCCCCCCCCCAAAAAAAAAAAAACAAAAAACAACAACAACUUGUAAAUAAAAAGACAUGACUUCACACUGUAGCUCAGGCUGGCCUGGAACUAUAUGGCCAAAACUCCCAACAGUCUUUUUGCCUUAGUAGUGGGAGUGGCUGCUGCUGCUUCCUCCUCCUUCUCCUUCUUGUUUCUGAGACUGGGUUUCUCUGUGUAAUCUUUGCCCUUGCUAUGUAGACUAGGCUGUUCUCAGGCAGAGAUGCCCCUGCCUCUGCCUUCCAAUUGUUGGGACUAAAGGUGUACACCACCAUACCCAACUUGCCAUAGCUUCUUGAAUAUUGACAUUAUUGAAUAUUAAAUACUGAAUGUUAAAGAGGUGAGUCAGCAUGCCCAGUUUUCAUGUAUUUUCUUUAACCUUUAGUUUUCGUGACUGAAAAAGCAGAUCAUUGUACAUGGUAAAUAUGUUGGUGCUGUUAUUGCUAGCACAUGCCUGCAGUAACAGCAUUCCUCAUAGGUAGGAGGAUCUGGAGUUCAGAGCCAGCCUCAAUUACAAAGAAAGUUUAAGCCUAGCCUUAAGUACAGCCUGGGCUACAUUUACCCUGUCUCAAAACACACUAACGGGCUGGUGACAUGACUCCCUGGUAAAGGCACUUGCUGCCACAUCUGACAUUUUGAGUUCAAUCCCUAGAACCCACAAUGAAGGCAGGGAACUGACUGGAAAGUUGUCCUUUGAUCUCUGCAGUCCAUUGUAGCACAUGCAUACCCACACACAUAAGCAAAGGCAACUAACUCAUUAAAAGGAGCCUAUUGUUUUGCAGUAUAUCAAAGAUUCAAUUAUUUUAUCGAAACAAUUAUUUUAUUUGCAGCCUUGGGUGGCCUCGACUGGAUAUGUAGACUAAGCUUGCCUCAAACUCCCCGAGAUCUUCCAGCUCAGGUCCAGCCCAGCACAGGGACAAUGUGACAGAUAGGCAGCAUGUGCACUGUUAGGAGGGAGAGCCGGGGCUUGCCCUUGUUAGGAGGGAGAGCCGGGGCUUGCCCUUGUUAGGAGGGAGAGCCGGGGCUUGCCCUUGUUAGGAGGGAGAGCCGGGGCUUGCCCUUGUUAGGAGGGAGAGCUGAGGCUUUUGUUAGGAGGGAGAGCUGAGGCUUGCCCU